This is a messenger RNA of Protopolystoma xenopodis, 534 nucleotides long. NCBI's taxonomy places the organism in Eukaryota, Metazoa, Platyhelminthes, Monogenea, Polystomatidea, Polystomatidae. The record is from the annotation of a GenBank genome assembly.
GCAACCGGGCCCCACGAGUCACCAGUCUUCGUCGACCGGCACCGGCCUCCUCGACUCCGGACACGGACACGGACAUGGACACGGACACGGACACAGACACGGACACGGACAUGGACAUGGGCUCGGACUGGCGACCGUUGCUGGCGUCACAUUUGGUACCGGCGGUAGCAGCAAUAGCAGCAGCGGGUCUCCGCCGGCCGCGGCGGGUCCUCUGGCCGGAACAAGAGGUCUCUUCGGACAGCCUCCGCGCCGCCAGUCGCCCACACACGCCGCCCACCUGCAGGCCGACAGCCACGGCCAUCAUCACCAGCAUCAACAGCAUCAGCAGCAUCGCCAACAGCCGGUCACCUUCCAGACCGAGUCUGAGGCUGCAGGUGCGACAGAAAGUGGGUCCCCGAGGGUGGGCGGGCAAUCGGGUGAGUGGGAUUCGAACCCCACAGCCCGGCGGAACGAGGUCUUGGGCGGCCCGUGGAAGGGACUGACACUUGAGGAUUGGCCAGGCCAAACAGUCACGGCCGCAACACACUUGAUGUU